AUGGCGAAAGUACCACUUGUAGUGUUUAGCAAUGGACACACUUGCCCAAUCAUCGGUUUGGGUACUUGGAAGUCAAAGCCUGGUGAGGUCACGCAGGCAGUCAAGGAUGCGAUUGACACAGGCUACAGGCACAUUGACUGCGCACACAUAUAUGGAAAUGAGAAGGAGGUGGGGGAGGCUUUAAAAGCCAAAUUUGCUGAUGGCACUAUUAAAAGAGAGGAUAUAUUCAUUACCUCAAAACUGUGGUGCACCUACCAUCGCCCUGACCUCGUGGAGGGAGCCCUGAAGACGAGCCUUACCAACCUGGGACUGGAGUAUUUGGAUCUGUAUUUGAUGCACUGGCCGCAGGCUUUCAAGGAAGAGACAGACGAAUUUCCAACAGAUAAGGAUGACAAAGUCAUUCCCUCGACUGUAGAUUACGUGGACACGUAUAAAGCCAUGGAGACCCUAGUAGACAAGGGCCUGGUGAGGAGCAUCGGUGUCUCCAACUUUAAUAAGAAGCAGCUGGACAGGGUUUUGGAAGCUUCCAGAAUCAAGCCCGCGGUACAACAGAUCGAAUGCCACCCGUAUCUUAAUCAGCAAAAGAUGUUUGACUAUUGCAAGUCCCAUGGUAUCGUAGUUACUGCGUACUCUCCUCUCGGAUCCCCUGAUAGACCCUGGGCGAAGCCCGGAGAUCCCUCCCUCAUGGAUGACCAGCGAUUGAAGUCCAUCGCUGACAGAUACAACAAGAGUGUACCACAGAUUUUGAUAAGAUACGCAAUCGACCGUCCAAUGAUAGUAAUCCCAAAGUCGGUUACGAAAAGCCGUAUUGAACAGAACUUCAACGUUUUCGACUUCCAGCUGUCUCCUGAAGACCUUAAGCUGAUCGCCACCUUUGAAUGUAACGGGCGUCUUUGCACUAUGGGAGACACCCACCACCCGGACUACCCAUUCCAUGAUGAAUUUUAG
Messenger RNA from Pieris macdunnoughi, 948 nucleotides. The record is from the annotation of a GenBank genome assembly. Lineage: Eukaryota; Metazoa; Arthropoda; Insecta; Lepidoptera; Pieridae.